This is a messenger RNA of Achroia grisella, 951 nucleotides long. It is a transcript of the gene Prx4, whose product is annotated as peroxiredoxin-2. The transcript has 4 exons. Gene Ontology annotation, biological process: response to oxidative stress; hydrogen peroxide catabolic process; cellular response to stress. Bases 111 to 863 code for a protein of 250 amino acids. Gene Ontology annotation, molecular function: thioredoxin peroxidase activity. Gene Ontology annotation, cellular component: endoplasmic reticulum; cytosol. Lineage: Eukaryota; Metazoa; Arthropoda; Insecta; Lepidoptera; Pyralidae. The record is from RefSeq and is a predicted model, not a curated record.
CUACCCCUGACCGCUGACGUGUUGUUCAGUUAUUUUUUCAAUUUUCUUUAAUCGGAAACAAUUUUAAUAAUUUUUAGUUAACAAUAACAAUAAUUUGUGGUCACCACAUCAUGCAGCACAUGAGAUAUAAUUUUAUAGCGUUAGUUUUCGUGUUAAGUACGUGUAAUAUUUGUAACUCAUCUCUAUUUGAUAGCGAAUCAUGUUAUUCCUUUGGUAGCGGCAAUGUUUUUCCCGGCGGUGCAAGAAAGGUUGACCAUAAAUUACAAUUUACGAAGGCAAUGAUAUCAAAGCCGGCACCGGAAUGGGAAACAACUGCUGUCAUAGAUGGAGAAUUUAAGCAACUUUCUUUAACAAGUUUCAAAGGAAAAUAUUUAGUAUUCUUCUUUUACCCUUUAGAUUUCACCUUUGUAUGUCCAACAGAAAUAUUAGCAUUUUCUGAAAGGAUUGAAGAGUUCAGAAAGAUUAAUACAGAAGUGGUAGCAUGUUCAGUUGACUCACAUUUUACCCAUUUAGCAUGGAUUAAUACUCCACGUAAAGAAGGAGGUCUUGGAAAAAUUAACAUUCCACUUCUAAGUGAUUUGACUCACUCAAUUGCAAAAGAUUAUGGUGUCUAUUUGGAAGACUUGGGGCACACCUUGAGAGGAUUAUUUAUUAUUGAUGACAAGGGUGUUUUAAGGCAGAUUACAAUGAAUGAUUUGCCAGUUGGUAGAUCAGUUGAUGAAACUCUUCGGCUAGUUCAAGCAUUCCAAUACACUGAUAAGCAUGGUGAAGUGUGCCCAGCUGGUUGGAAACCGGGCCAAGAUACUAUUAUACCAAAUCCAAAUGAGAAGAAAAAAUAUUUUGAAAAAGUAUCAUUUAAUUAAAAAUAAUAUUUCCAAUUUAGAAGACUAAAGAAAGAAAUAAAAUGAACAAAUUAACAUCAUUAUAAGUAUUAGCAUAAAUAAUAAUAUU